AUUUUUGAGAAAAUUUCUCUGCGGAAUAUUUUCGGGUUAAAAAUCGCUUAAAUGAUUCACUUUGUGCUUCUUAUCAGUAGACAAGGAAAAGUCAGGUUGACAAAAUGGUAUUCUCCUUAUUCCCAGAAGGAAAGAUCUAAGGUAAUCCGAGAGCUUAGUGGAGUGAUUCUCACACGGGGCCCCAAGCUUUGUAACUUUGUGGAGUGGAGAGGAUUCAAAGUUGUGUAUAAAAGAUAUGCAAGCCUCUAUUUCUGUAUGUGCAUUGACCAGGAUGACAAUGAGCUGGAGAUCCUUCAAAUAAUUCAUCACUUUGUGGAAAUACUGGAUCGCUAUUUUGGCAAUGUCUGCGAGUUGGACUUGAUCUUUAAUUUUCACAAGGCCUACUUUAUAUUGGAUGAGAUUUUGAUUGCUGGUGAACUUCAAGAAUCAAGCAAGAGAACCAUUGCAAGGCUUAUAGAUGCUCAGGAUUCUCUUGUGGAGAUUGCCAAAGAGCAGGCCAGUUCGAUAAGCAACAUGAUUGCACAAGUGACCAAAUAGAGGAUCGCUGCAUUAAAAUGCACGAUGCAUUCUUAUCAUCUUCGAUGAACAAAAUAUCUAAUUGUUUGUUUUCUUUUACAGUUUGAACAUAUAUUCUUCAUUCAUUUCAUUUAUUCAAAGAGGAACAAAGUAUCUUUUUGUU
This is a messenger RNA of Telopea speciosissima, 679 nucleotides long. RefSeq names its product AP-1 complex subunit sigma-2-like. Gene Ontology annotation, cellular component: membrane coat; intracellular membrane-bounded organelle; AP-1 adaptor complex. The transcript has 7 exons. The coding region runs from base 52 to 537 and encodes 161 amino acids. Gene Ontology annotation, molecular function: clathrin-cargo adaptor activity. The record is from RefSeq and is a predicted model, not a curated record. Gene Ontology annotation, biological process: intracellular protein transport; vesicle-mediated transport. NCBI's taxonomy places the organism in Eukaryota, Viridiplantae, Streptophyta, Magnoliopsida, Proteales, Proteaceae.